Molecule: messenger RNA, 1282 nt
Organism: Diuraphis noxia (Russian wheat aphid)
Lineage: Eukaryota; Metazoa; Arthropoda; Insecta; Hemiptera; Aphididae
Gene: cold
Product: coiled
Source: RefSeq, a predicted model, not a curated record
ACGACUAAUACAAUACGAGGACGAGGUCCCUAAGUCUCAUUAUCACGCAUUCAUACCUUUAUAAUGAACAAUAACAACAAUUGUAGCAUUCUUGGGCGUGAAGGCGAAUCAUAGCGCGGACGACGGAUCUCAAAUUACGUUUGAUAUUACAAUUUACAAUUGUUUAUUGUAACGAUUAACGAUAACGAAAUUUAAAUUAGUAUUUUAGUGAUAGGUAUUUAAUCAUUAAGUUUUGUUCGUGGAAUGUCUUACAAUUGUUAAAAUCUAUAUAAAAUAAAUGCAUUUUUUCUUUUAAAUAAUAUCGUCUGAGCUUUGUCAUUUUUUUUCGUUUCCUACAUUGGAAAUAUGUUUUUCGUUAAUAAUUUGCUGUCCGUUAUUGCAUUAAUCAUAGUUGUAAUAAACUCGAGUGAGUCCUUGGAAUGUUAUGUUUGUACAAAUCAAGAUCAAAACCAUGAAAAAUGUUUGAACACAAUCAAGACAUGUGAACCAGAAGAAGAUAUGUGUUUAUCAGAAAUCAGUUGGGGAUCUCCACCAUAUUGGGUUGAAGGAGGGAUCAAACAAUAUUAUGUAUCAAAGAGGUGUGCCACAAGAGCUACAUGUGAAGCUGUAAAAACAAAAACAAUGCCCUAUUGCACUUACCUAUGGUAUCAAGAUUGGAAAUGUGCUGAAUGUUGCUUAGGCGACCGUUGUAAUUUUUAUAUCACUAUGGGUAGUAGUGCAGUAAAAUCCAAUCUAAUUGUGUUAUUGACAUGCAUCGCCAUAUUAAUUGGAUUCCACGUUAACAAAACCAUAUAGCUGAAUUCCAAAUAGUUGUUGUUUUCAGCCUUAAAAUUUUUUUUUAUUAAUUGACUUAAAUUGUAAUUAUUUUAAUACUAAAAACCAUUAAGUUCAACUAUAGGUCACAUUAAUUUCUGCUCUAUUUUAUUUAUAAGCAUUUAUAUAUUUGGGUCAUUUUUUAAGUAUACCUAUCUUAUUUUUAURAUUGAAUCAUGUAAAUAUUCUAAUUCUGGUGUUUGGAGUUUUUAAACACACUUGAAGACUAUAUUUUGAAAUCCUCAAGAUUUUUUGUACCAUUUGAGGUUGAUCUUGUGAUAAUACAAACUUUUGUUUUUCAUGUAGUAACCCUCCUCUUUAAUUUUUAAUUAUUUGUGAUAAUUUUGAUGUAUCUAAUUUAAAAUUCUUUAACCAAUAAGUUUUUGUUUACAUAACUUUAUGUAAUAAGAUUAAUAUAUUAUCUAUAGUAUUGAGUUAGGUAGAAUAAAACAAUUAACUAUAAACAAUU